GGUAGGUAGGCCUGCUCUGGUCACCACCAACCAGAACGAACAAAAAAACUCCCCACCCCAGUUGAUUAAACAUCCUUUCUCUCUUCUCAAUCCGAACCAGAAUUCUUUGCUGGUUCAUCCAUUGGCAUUAACCAUGCCCAUGCCGGUGCCGCUUGAAGAAAACUUCAACGACAACACCACCUCUGGCGGCAUCAUCAAAGAAGAUGGCGUUGCGGCUAAAGAAUCGGCAUUCAUUCCCACUGCCGAUACGGGUACGGCUACCACCGUCGUUCCAUCAAUGAAUAAAAAUGGGAAGAUGAACAUUAAUAACAACCGUAAUAAGGAGGAGGAGGAGGAGGAGAAGAAGAAGAAGAAACGCCCCUUGGGCUUCUUCAGAGCUGCAUUAAUGUUGCUGCGAUCUGAUUCCAAGUCCAAGAAAAAACCACCGCCCGCUCCAGACGUAGUGGACCCUGAUGAUAGGAUCCACUCCAAGACGAAGUGGGAGAAGAUGGUGGGAUCGAUGAGGCCGUUGCAUCUGCAGGACAACCGCUCCCUCUCCCCCGCUUCACCCCCCCGGCCAGGGGUUGAAAGUUUGGAGUCGGAGGAUCUGAUUUAUAACAACAGCAGCGCCAUGAUGAGCAUCCAUCAGUACCAGCCCUCCUCCCCAUCACCAUCCACCGUCUCCUCCGGUGGCACCAUGAGCCAAUACGCUUCCGCUAGCAAUCUCCAAGAACUCGAACAAGACUACUACCAGGGUAAUGAUGACGAUGAUCCUGAUGAGGUUUUUGAUGCUCUGUGCGGGGAUGAAAUGAUCGACGCCAAGGCCGAGGAGUUCAUCGCUCAGUUUUACCAACAAAUGAAGCUUCAGCAAAUCAAUUGACGACAUUCACCAAUCACCACCGCUGCGAUCCCAUAAAUGUCAAUCGUAUUGAUGCUGCAGGCGUCAGGUGCCCCAAUAAAAGGAUAUUCACCACUCCCUGUUUCUGCUCCCCACACACACACACACACAUUGAUUUCAUUUUUUCCAUGCAUUUUCCCUCGAGUCUUUUAACUUAGCUUUUUCAUGGGUGUAAUUAAUGUUGCAUAGGCCGACAGAUUUAUAGCUUCUUCAGUUCUAAAUCACUUAUUAAUGAAGAAAAAAAAACGCAAUGUAACUGCGAAUUACGCAGAUCG
Messenger RNA from Coffea eugenioides, 1152 nucleotides. RefSeq lists its product as uncharacterized. The transcript has a single exon. The record is from RefSeq and is a predicted model, not a curated record. Lineage: Eukaryota; Viridiplantae; Streptophyta; Magnoliopsida; Gentianales; Rubiaceae. The coding region runs from base 134 to 859 and encodes 241 amino acids.